This is a messenger RNA of Pecten maximus, 2409 nucleotides long. RefSeq names its product kelch-like protein 10. Gene Ontology annotation, molecular function: protein binding. The record is from RefSeq and is a predicted model, not a curated record. NCBI's taxonomy places the organism in Eukaryota, Metazoa, Mollusca, Bivalvia, Pectinida, Pectinidae. The coding region runs from base 60 to 1814 and encodes 584 amino acids. The transcript has a single exon.
AGACGGAAACGUUAGAGACGUCAUUUUGUUUUGGACAUAACUUUUACGCAGGUCACAAAAUGUGUGAAAUGGAAGACAUGGACCAUAUUGGACAGCAUCUCCAAAUGAACGAUAUGCGUAAGAAAGGACUUUUUACAGAUGGCCUCAUUCAUAUUCCGACUGAAAAUGUGUCUUUACCAAUUCACAAAGCAAUCAUGGCGAGUUGUAGCAACUAUUUUAGAUCUUUGUUCACUUGGGGGAUGUGCAAUCGUGAAUAUGAGAAUGAUGUCGUCAUUACCGGAGUAUCAGCUAAAACUAUGGAAGCAGUGAUAGACUACGCAUAUAUACAACGGGUUGAUAUUCAUCCGGGGAACGUCGAGGAUCUUAUUGCAGCUGCCGACCGUUUUCACAUGUUCGGACUUCAAAAACAUUGUACAGAUUAUCUCGUGAAUGAACUAACAAUUGAUAAUUGCAUUGGAAUAAAGAUGUUCUUCGAUUUUUAUUCAUGCACAAAUGGACUGAAAAAGACAAAUGAAUUCAUAUGGAGACAUUUUACAGAAAUUGCGGAGUCAAGUCAGGAAUACCUACAAAUGAGUUUCGACAACUUAAAGGAAAUUAUUAACAAUGAUGAAAUAUACGUUUCCGACGAAAGUGAAGUUUUGAGCGCAGUGCUUCGGUGGAUAAAACACGACACGGGCAGCAGAAAAUGCCAUUUUGCGGAUCUGUUGAGUGUUGUGAGACUGACUUUUGUAAACCAGUCAUAUUUCGACGACUUUCUUACGACAGCUCUAAGUAUUUUCAAGCAGUGUGCGAAAUCAAAAUCGUUGUUAGAAAGGGCAAAAGACCUCAAAAUGCGGAUGCGCAACACUGAUUCGAUUAUCUGCAAUCCGCAUGAGAACAUGCUUCGACCUCGUGUUCCACGGGAGGUCCUCUUCGUCGUCGGUGGAUGGUCAAGUAGUGGCGUUGUAGAUUCCAUGGAAACGUUUGACCGGUAUACUGGACGAUGGUAUGAUGCUGUGUCUCACAUGCCGAACACGCGUGCUUACCAUGCAACUGUGUCACUAGGUGGCGUGAUCUACGUCAUCGGUGGUUACGAUGGCUCUAGAUACCUUUCUUCAGUUUUAUGCUUCCGUCCGGACACACAUACCUGGGAAAACAGAGCACGGAUGCAUUUUCAGCGAUGCUACGUUGCUGGCGUGGAACUCGAUGGGAAGAUUUACGUGUUUGGAGGGUUUGACGGUAGACAGCGACACGACUCCGUGGAAUAUUACGAUGCCAUAUCGAACCAAUGGAACGACUCACAGCCUAUGCGACAAUGUCGAAGCGAUUGUGGCGCCACGGUGUCCUCCGGUAAGAUCUACGUAGCAGGCGGUUUUGACGGCUCACAUUGUCUGUCGUCAGUUGAGAUGUACGACACGACUACAAAUCACUGGACAAUGUUAACAAGUAUGUCCAUUCCUCGUAGUGGCGUGUCUAUCAUGUCAGUCGGGGAAGUCAUCUUCGCCAUCGGCGGAUAUGACGGUGGCGUACGGCUUCGCACAGUUGAAGAAUACAAGCCAUUUCGGAAUACAUGGUCUGCCGUUGAUAGUAUGAAUGUAGGUCGUAGUAACUUUUGUGCGAUCCUUUUCGGCGGGAAAAUAUACUCUAUCGGUGGGUACGACGGUUCUGUAACGUCUCCCCACGUAGAAAGUUUUGAUCCUAAGACAAACACUUGGAUCCAAAAAUGUCCGCUUAAGAUCGGGAGAAGUGCAUUAAGUGCGUGUGUUGUCAGAGAUAUGAAGAAUGCAAAGGAGUUCACGUGUCUAGGACGAGACGCAUCGGCGACUUCGACAUAAAACACACGGAGAAAAAAAUUACCGGCACAAGUUCGAGCAGUAACAUUGAUUAUAUACCUUACUAUGUAAACUUGAAUCUCCUUUUCCUUACAACUCGUCAUGCACAUAUUUGUUUAAUAAAUAUUUAAUCAAAACCUUCCAUUUGCAUGUUCCAUCCAUGUGUUUACAAAGGUGCUCGUAUUUGCUCUAGAUAAAUAUAGAUGUCAAUAUUGCCGGCUUUAUAAAGCGCGUUUAAAAUCAUGCAUGCAUAUUUUCAAAAUCAUAUAAUUAUUGAAAAUCUGAUAACGUUUUUGUGUAUUGAUUCAAGAAUGUAAUUUAAAAUCUCACGAUAUAAUAGUUAAUAUAAUAGGAUUUGUUUCUGUUAUUUGAAUCUGAUGUGUUGCAUAUUUUGUUGUUUGUAAAUCCGGAAUAUAAAAACAAUACCGCGUAAAUGGUACGGCACAUAAGCUACUGGUCCGUUUGAUAUACCUAUUCUCUUUUAUCAUGUUGUUAAGAUGCAUAUUUUAACGAAACAAUAAAAUGUAUGUACAGUAUCUUAGUUGAGAGGUUGGAAGCUGAUAGAAAAGCGUUUAUGUGACUCUGAUCGGACCAUGUG